This is a messenger RNA of Syngnathus typhle (broad-nosed pipefish), 1168 nucleotides long. It is a transcript of the gene alkbh2, whose product is annotated as alkB homolog 2, alpha-ketoglutarate dependent dioxygenase. The transcript is spliced from 4 exons. Lineage: Eukaryota; Metazoa; Chordata; Actinopteri; Syngnathiformes; Syngnathidae. Bases 211 to 972 code for a protein of 253 amino acids. The record is from RefSeq and is a predicted model, not a curated record. Gene Ontology annotation, biological process: DNA repair.
CUGACAAACCCGUCGGCAGCGCGGUGCAAACAUGUUUACGUGAGUUAUGAACGAUGCAAAACGGGAGUGGUGCUUUAGAAUGCAGCGUAGUUGUCGCUGCUGCUUGAAGAAAACGGCAACUCGUUCAAACACGCGUCGCCGUGCGUUUAAAAAAAGAAAAGUCACCCUUAAUGGCCACCAAAGCAUGCUGUCAGUCUUCAAAUAAAUGAAAUGGAGAAGUUUAUGCGGAAACAACCAUGCCCUGAUGACACCGAGAUAACAAGUCCACCCAAGAAGCUCAAACUAGAACGAAUUGAAGUGAAGGAACAAUCAGUGGAUGCUCAGGAAGAUGACUUCUCAGAUCCUGUUCCCUGGCAAAAAGUAGAAUCAGAAGGUCUGGACUGUGACUAUGCUUUGCUUUUCACCAAGCAGGAAGCUGACCACCUUUUCCAAAAACUAGAGGAGGAGGUGGUCUACUCAACAGGGGAAGAAGCAAAGGUGCAAGUGUUUGGAAAGGUGUACGAUAUACCCAGGAAACAGGCGACAUAUGGAGAUGCAGGAUUGAUGUACACUUAUUCUGGAGUGGCACGUUUAGCCUGCCCAUGGACUCCCACCCUGGAUUAUAUUCGGGAUUCUGUCACCAAAAUAACAGGACAUACAUUCAAUUUUGUCCUGAUCAACAGGUACAAAGAUGGCCAGGAUCACAUGGGUGAGCAUCGGGAUGACGAGAAGGAGCUAGAUCCUCAGUCUCCCAUUGCCUCAGUCUCGCUCGGCGCUGCACGAGAUUUCAUUUUCCGCCACAGGGAUGCUCGAGGUAAACAAAGCAGUCGACACAUCGAGCCUGUCAAGCUGGUGCUGGCCCACGGAAGCCUGCUCCUCAUGAACUCGCCGACCAACACUUUCUGGUAUCACAGUCUUCCCGUUCGAAGGAAAGUCCUCCUACCUCGCAUUAACCUCACAUUUAGACGUAUUGUGUCCACCAGGAAAUACUAGACACUAUCGCCAUAUCCUUGACUUCUACGUUACUACAUACUUUACUAAUUUCAGCUCUGGACGAUACAAAGAAAAUUGUUGAAGAUACUGUCAGUGAAAUAUAAUGGGUGGUGUAAAGAACAAAAUAAUGUGUUUACUUAUUGUUGGGGGAAAACAAACAAAUAAAAUAGAAAGUAUUAGGGUGAGAGAAAAACAA